Molecule: messenger RNA, 1443 nt
Organism: Helianthus annuus (common sunflower)
Lineage: Eukaryota; Viridiplantae; Streptophyta; Magnoliopsida; Asterales; Asteraceae
Exons: 1
Coding region: 1-1443 (480 amino acids)
Source: RefSeq, a predicted model, not a curated record
AUGCUAAACCUCACUUCGACUCAACUCCCUGUCACUCAGGGUACCAGCCAAAGCGGAGUCAUCCCUCCAGUACAACCCAUUAAUGUGGAAGAAGAAGAACUCACCAGACCUUACAAACCAGUGGAUGAAGCUUUCAAAUCCAAAUUCACCAGAAGAAUAGCGGAAGCUCCUAUCAAGGAAAAGCCCAAGAUGCCUCAAACUGUAGGCAAGUACGAUGGUCUAGGCGACCCUGACGACCAUCUAAAUCUAUUCAAAAGCGUAGGGGAAGUAGCCUGUUGGCCUAUGCCCCUCUGGUGUAAAAUGUUUGUACAAACCCUGGUAGGCGCGGCUCGAGUCUGGUGGGACAGCCUACCCAUUGGGGAGAUUGACAGUUUCGAAGAUCUAGAGUCCAAGUUCAUCUUGCAAUUCAGCCAGCAGCGCAGGCACACUAAAGACCGAAACGAGCUCCUCCACAUCCGCCGGCGAGACAAUGAAACAGUGGAAAAUUUCAUCGUUAGGAUCAAUAAAGAAAGCCUAGCAAUCCCGGGUGUCACAAAUGAUCUAGCGUGUGGAGCUUUCCUACAAGGAGUAAAUGAUGACGAGCUAUUAAGAACACUUCACAGAAGAGAUGGGGUGCCUCCCACCAUCGACGAAAUCUUGAGGAUAGCUAAGGUAUACGUGAUACAAGAAAAGGCAGUAGCCGCCAGUCACACGGCCAAUAGAAAAAAGGAGGCUCAGAAAAACCAUGAGGAUAGGGAGCAGCGGGUUUCUAAAAGUAAAGGCAGAGGAGACCGAUAUCAAAGAAGUGAUAGAACGGACUCGUGGUAUGAUAGGUCCCGAAAUACCUACUCAAGGAAUGAAUCCUCUAAGCCGCGUUCCGAUUACCCUAACCUGAGCAAAAUGCCAGCGGAAAUCCUAGCCUCUGAGAACCUCAAGUUUAAUCCUCCAAAACCACUAAAAGACAAUCCCAACAAAGAUACCACCAAAUACUGUGAAUACCACAAAGGAAGCGGCCAUGAUAGUAAAGAUUGUUUUCAGUUGAAGAAGCAGAUUGAAUACUUCGUAAAAGCGGGUAAACUGGCACACCUAGUACGAGACAUCAAACAGGGCCCACCGCCCGUUAAAAAAGAAAACGACAAGGCGGCGGGUAAAAGGCCGUGGGAGUUAAACAUGGUAUACGCGGAUAAAGGAAAAGGAGCCAAACGGAGUUUCUCCAUGCUCGAACCCUGGAUGCUAGCCACCAUGACAAUAGAACCCCGCGUGGAAGAUUUGCACCUCACUACUGACGCCUUAAUCAUAUCGGUUGCGGUAGGUGAUUAUCACAUGAGGAGGAUCCUGGUAGAUACCGGGAGUUCAGAGGAUAUCAUCUACGAGCAUUGCUUCAACAGAAUGCAACCAGAAGAUAGAAGGAUGCUUGAGUCAGUACACGCCCCUAUUAAAGGCUUCACGGGGGGAAAAGGUUGA